This is a messenger RNA of Erinaceus europaeus (western European hedgehog), 3743 nucleotides long. It is a transcript of the gene IGF2, whose product is annotated as insulin like growth factor 2. Gene Ontology annotation, cellular component: extracellular region. Bases 16 to 735 code for a protein of 239 amino acids. Lineage: Eukaryota; Metazoa; Chordata; Mammalia; Eulipotyphla; Erinaceidae. The record is from RefSeq and is a predicted model, not a curated record. Gene Ontology annotation, molecular function: growth factor activity; hormone activity. The transcript has 4 exons.
ACCCCGCAGACAGACAUGGGCGCCCCGGACCCGCGGGUCAUCCUGCUGGCCCCCCGGGCAGAACCCGACGCGGCGCAAGUGCACCGCACUGAGAACGGCACCACCAUCAUCCGGCUUCUCUGGGUGGGGCCCCGCGGCGAGCUGCGCCGGCGGCUGGCGGGGACCUCGGGCGCGCAGGUUCCGACCGGGAUCUCGAUGGGGAAGUCCGUCCUGCUGUGGUUCGCCUUCUUGGCCUUGGCCUGGUGCUGCUAUGCUGCUCACCGCCCCAGUGAGACCCUGUGCGGCGGGGAGCUGGUUGACACCCUGCAGUUUGUCUGUCGAGAACGCGGCUUUUACUUCAGCCGUCCGUCCAGCCGCGGGAGCCGCCGUGGCGGCCGUGGCAUCGUGGAGGAGUGCUGCUUCCGCGGCUGCGACCUAGCCCUCCUGGAGACUUACUGCGCCAGCCCCGCCAAGUCCGAGAGAGCCGCGGCCACCCCUCCGCCCGUGCUCCCGGACAACUUUCCCAGACACCCCGUGGGCAAGUUCUUUCACUAUGGCUCGUGGAGGCAGUCCGCCCAACGACUGCGCAGGGGGCUGCCCGCACUACUGCGAGCCCGCCGAGGCCGCGUGCUCGCCAAGGAGCUCCAAGCGCUCCGAGAGGCCCAGCGUCAGCACCCCCUGAUCUCCUUGUCCACCCUGGACCCCGCCACCCACGGGGCUGCCUCUCCAGAGGCCCCGCCCAGCAAUCAGGAGUGACCCCCAAAAGUCUUAAUUCUGUGGAGUGACACCAUCAGCUCCCUGUAGCUGCCCCCUGGCCGGGACCCUCCAUCCGGUCCCCCUCUCGGCCCUCUCAGCCCACGUCCCCCGGCGGGCCUCCCCUCAGCCGGCCCCACGCCCCAACCUCCCCAGGUCAGGCUACCCCUCUGUGGCCCCCAACACCGGGCGCAGAGGCACCCCAAAUGACAAAACCCAUUGGCUUUGAACGUCUUCCAGACUCUGCCCCCAAAGUACAUCAGAUCCUAAUCCCCCCAAAAAGAUGAACCAAAGAAUUCUCUAAGUUCUCCCCCUCCAAAUUAAUCGGAAUAAAGUCAGAUCUUUACCCCCCCUCAAUUGGCUAAGAUACCUUCUAAAUUAUCAUCAAACUAUGCCCCACGACACCUCCAAAUCACCUUAACAGUUAAAAAAAAAAAAAAAAAAACACCAGACAGGAACCAGCCCCCUCAAGGCUGAUUGGCUUUUUAGUGACAUCAGAAAAGCUGAUUAGCCACUUAAAGAAACUUAAAACAACGAAUUGGCUAAAAAAUAAAAUAAAAACCAAUUGGCUUUUGAACAACUGGCAAAAUAAAACAAUUCGGCCCCCCCCUUCAUCUCUUGCCCAUGGGACCUUGAGUCAGAUUGGCAUUGACUCUUGUCCCUGAUCCCCCCAAGAGAAGAGAAGGGGAGCCCCAAAUCACAGGCAGGCAUGUCGGUGCUUCUCGGCCAUCUCCACCUGGACUGCAGCUCACUGGGCACUGUCAGACCCGGCCAGGCUCCAUCUUCGCUCCACGUGCCCAAGAGGGACCCCAGACCACCGGGGACGAGACAUGGAAACCAGUUCCCCCAGGAAAUUCUGAUUGGCAAGAACCCCAAGUCCAUCCACCUCACCCACACACAGCUCACCCACACGCAGCCUGCAGACAACACACACGCACAGACACACAGUUACACACACACACACACACACACACACACACACACACACACACACACGGAUGGAAGUCACUGGCUGGCUUCGCCCGAGGCCCACCCAAAAUGCUCUUAUUGGUCUGGGGACAAGGCUUCCAUGUCCAGUUUUCCCUCUGGCCCCCGGGUGGGAGGUGUCCCAUCCUGACCGGCUGUCCCAUCUUUCUGAGUUGAGGGAGGUGCCCCCCGUCCUCGCGCCGGUCCCCACGGCCUCCCCCGAUGUGUGAGCCCCGGGUCCUGUGAGCUCUGCCCACAGCAGAGAUGGCCGCAGAAGCCCACCUGCCAAGUGCCCCUGCCCGUAGCCUGACCCCUGGGUGUGCCCCUGGUCCAUCGGGGUCUCCCCCAGCACACCCAGGCCUCGCCUUUGCCCGCCUCCUGGGGGCCCCUGCUUCUGUUUCCAGCAGGGCCCCCCCCCACGGAGGCGGGCAAAGGCGACGGGGAGUGUGGGAAGUCUGGCGGUUGGAGGGGUGGGUGGGGGGCAGUGGGGGCCGCUGAGGAGCCCCCCGAGGUAGGACGUGGCCCGUGAGAGUCGAGAGGAGAAGUCAGGACAGCUGUGGAGAGGCUGAGCUGCAGAAUUACAGACACAAUUCGGAACCCCCCAAAUUUCAAGUCAAUUGAUCUAUCGCCCCUCUUUCUUUCUCCUGGGGAAUUUCUUCCUUUUUUUUUGACCCCCCCUUAAGCUUUUAACGCGCUCUUAUUCCAAAUUGAAACCCCCUCCCCGUAACGGGGGGGGCAGGACCCUAGCAAGACGUCCAGCGGCUUGCAGAGUUCCACCAGCGUGUCCUGCCCCCACCAUCACCCCGAUUGGACUUGGCGUGCACUAUUCCUGUCGCUUGGGUUGAGUGGAGAGUGGGAGCCUCUGUGGCCACGCGGCCACGGCGCCCCACAGAGAAGGACAAGAGGACGAGAGGACGAGAGGGCCGCUGCCCGGCCUGGCUUCUGGGGACAGUGGCUGGUUCCCGAGAGUCCUGGGGGGUGGAGGAGGGGGUGGGGGGGCUUCCCUCCAGGUGUCGGAAGGUGCUCGGAGGCCACAGGACUGGAAGGGCCCCCGGCCACCUGGCGGGGGGGAAGGGACUUUGAUGGCUAGAAGACUGGACACACCCGGCGUGAGCAUGUGGCCGCCUCCUGAACAUCUGAAGGACCCUCCCCACACCCCUCAGAGACAUCGCCCACCUGCCCAGCGCCCCGCCUCUGGUCUCUGCGCCCGAGCUCCAGGGCUUCCUGGGGCCGAGGCGGGGUGAGGCUGGGGAGCAGGGGAGGUCAGGGGGCUCACGCCCCGAGAGCUAGAGCUGCAGCCUGUCACCAUGGGGUUGCCUGGGCCCCGGGGCCAUGGGCCUGGCGUGGGAGCAGCCACCCUCCUCGCCCAGGGCCGAGGCAGGGACCAGGGCGGCUGGGGGCUUACCUCCCCCCACUCCCGCCCCCAGUGCGGCCCCCCUGCCCACGGCCAGCUAGUGUCUAGAGGCCUGAGGCCCCGGGGUCCUGGUGACGGGGCUGGCAUGACCCUGGGGGCGGUCUGUGCCAGCCCACCCAGCACACAGAGGCGCUCCGGCAUGCACCCCGAGAACGGGCCCAUUUGGAACAUUGGCGGGACCCCAAAGAGCCAAAUUGCCCCAUUGGAGAACCCCAAUUGGCCAGAGACCCCAAAAGACUUGGAGGCACCCCAAAACGCCCGCCCAUUCGACUGGACCCCAUCCCCUCAGUGUUACAUUCUGCCUCCCUGGGGAUGGGCACUCCAGGGGUGCCUGCCCGGGCCCCUCUGUGUCCCCAAAAGCAGCUCUCCUGGGUCCUGACAUCGACCCGGGCCCCCCUCUGACCCCCACACCCUGCCGUGGCCACCACCGUCUCUCUCACACUGUCUUCAGUGGGACCCCCUCUCGGGUCCCCACCACCACCGUCUGGAGACCCCCCACGCGUCGAAUGCCUUUGUCACCACCUGUGUUCGCCUCCGCCCAACUCCUAACACGCUGUUUCCGACAAGACCCUCUGCUAGGGCUUGUCACUCACCAUGAUCGCUGGCAAUUCCAAUAAAGCAUUAAAAUGUC